CGAGGGCUGCAGUAAAUACAGACGCAGGAAUGUCGUCCAGUUACUCUGCGAAUCAGUAUGACAGCGCCUUCAGGUCCCAGAGGCUGCAGAACUGGGGCGAGAACAAAAGCUUCAAAGAGAGACCCACUAUAAAGGAUGGUCCUACUACUUUUAUUGCCAAUGACAGAGGUCAUCUGCUCCCCGGAGUGGUCAAGCGUGGCAGUGCGUGGCCAGACUUUAAGGGGACCUGGGAUCUUCCUGCUCGUAUCCCAGCUCGCCACAUCGACCCCAUGGGUCGCUCUGUGGAGGGUCUGCACAGGCUCAGGUCCUGGGGCUUCCACCCACAGCGCGCACACACGUCCAGCAGAAACUCACAGAGGGAAGACAAGCAGACCAUGGUGGACCAGCAGCUGGACAUAUGUCCAUCCACCACAGCUGUAGCUCGUCCAGCGUCUCAGACCCGCCCCGUCAGUGGAGGCGAGAGUGUCGCCCGUCAAAACCAGGACUCACAGGCGGCUGUGGUGGACAAACCGGCUUCUCUGGCCGAUAAAAGGCUGAUGAGCCGGUGCUCUGCGGCUGAAGAGAAGCCAGUUGCUGGAGAGGAAACCAACGCGAGGCCCUAA
This is a messenger RNA of Solea solea (common sole), 602 nucleotides long. RefSeq names its product cilia and flagella associated protein 126 (gene cfap126). The coding region runs from base 30 to 602 and encodes 190 amino acids. The transcript has 5 exons. Gene Ontology annotation, biological process: cilium organization. NCBI's taxonomy places the organism in Eukaryota, Metazoa, Chordata, Actinopteri, Pleuronectiformes, Soleidae. Gene Ontology annotation, cellular component: ciliary basal body. The record is from RefSeq and is a predicted model, not a curated record.